AUGGAAAAUACAUAAAAUCCAUAAAUGAAAGUUUAAUUUGGUGAUGUAAACGAUAAAAAUUAUGAAUUAUUACGUACCUUAAAUACUGUAACAUUUCCUGUAUAGUAUUCUUUAUCGUUUUAUGCAAAAGUCUUAUCAUACAAUAAAUAUUCGCGUUUAGCUUAUUUUAAUGAUAUUCUUGUUGGAGCAAUGACUUGUCGUUAAGAAGAACAUAACAAUGAAUAAUCUAUAUAUAUAUUAACAAUAGGUGUAUUACCGGCAUAUAGAAAACAUAAAAUAGGUUCUUAAUUAAUGAAUGAAUUAUUAAAAUUAGCAAAUGAAGAUAGCGAAAUAAAGCAUAUUUAUUUACAUAUGUAAGUUGGAAAUAAUCCUGGUUUAGCCUUUUAUAAAAAAUUUGGAUUUUAAAUAGCAGAAACUAUAGAUAAUUAUUAUACUGAUAUAGAGCCUAAAGGAUGUUAUUUAUUAUAAUUAAAUUUAUGA
Messenger RNA from Ichthyophthirius multifiliis, 480 nucleotides. Its product is annotated as n-acetyltransferase 13, putative. Gene Ontology annotation, biological process: mitotic sister chromatid cohesion. Lineage: Eukaryota; Ciliophora; Oligohymenophorea; Hymenostomatida. The transcript is spliced from 2 exons. The record is from RefSeq and is a predicted model, not a curated record. Gene Ontology annotation, molecular function: N-acetyltransferase activity. Gene Ontology annotation, cellular component: NatA complex; cytoplasm.